This is a messenger RNA of Castor canadensis (American beaver), 2191 nucleotides long. The record is from RefSeq and is a predicted model, not a curated record. Lineage: Eukaryota; Metazoa; Chordata; Mammalia; Rodentia; Castoridae.
GGGAACAAAGAAAAGUCCCUUUCAGGAAGGUCUGUGACAUUUGAUGGUCCAUCUUCUUUAAUAAAAAAAAAUUGAAGAGCUUAUAAUUUCCAAAAUAAAGCGGCUGCAACCAAACACAUUCAAUGCAGUUAGAAGGAAAAGGUCAACUCGAUCCAAUACAGACCGAAAAGGUGGACCUGGACUGAAGGGUGUAAAAUCCCUGGACACAUUCGUGGGGCAGGAUAAAGAAGAGGAAGAUUGGAAGAUUUUUUUUUUUUUUCCCCUUAAGAGAAAGCCCAACGGAGUUAAACGAAUGUCCCCUCAUCUCCAAAGGAAAGUUCAUCGGAUUUUUAUUCUAGAGAGCUCAUCUUCAGGAUGUCAGUGAACGUUUCUACUGCAGGAAAAGGUGUGGAUCCAAAUACAGUUGAUACUUAUGACAGUGGCGAUGAUUGGGAAAUCGGGGUUGGAAAUUUAAUAAUUGAUUUGGACGCUGAUUUGGAGAAAGACAGACAGAAAUUUGAGAUGAAUAAUUCCACCAGCACCACUAGCAGCAGCAACUCUAAGGACUGUGGAGGUCCAGCCUCCAGUGGGGCCAGUGCUACCGCAGCCUUAGCUGAUGGCCUAAAAUUUGCUUCUGUUCAGCCCUCUGCUCCCCAGGGGAAUUCACACAAAGAGACCAGCAAAUCAAAAGUGAAAAGGAGUAAAACUUCUAAGGAUGCUAAUAAGUCUCUGCCUUCUGCUGCCUUGUAUGGGAUUCCCGAGAUCAGCAGCACUGGCAAGAGGCAGGAAGGGCGCCCUGGAGAGGCAACUGGCAUGAAUUCAGCGCUGGGUCAAAGUGUGAGUGGCGGUGGCGGCGGCAACGCGCACAGCAACGGUACCAGCACCAGCACCUCCGCUGCCACCGCGGGGCCGGGCUCCUGUGGGAAAAGCAAAGAGGAGAAGCCAGGUAAAAGCCAGAGCAGCCGAGGCACCAAGCGGGAUAAGGAUGCGGGGAAAUCCAGGAAGGACAAGCACGACCUGCUGCAGGGCCACCAGAAUGGCAGUGGCGCCCAGGCCCCUUCCGGGGGGCACCUCUAUGGCUUUGGGCCAAGAGCAAUGGAGGUGGCGCGAGCCCCUUCCACUGCGGGGGCACUGGGAGUGGCAGCGUCGCCGCUGCCGGGGAUGUUAGCAAAAGUGCUCCGGAUUCAGGGCUCAUGGGAAACUGUGUGUUGGUAAAGAAGGAAGAGGAGGAGGAGGAGAGCCACAGGCGAAUCAAGAAACUGAAAACUGAGAAGGUAGGACAAAGUCGCCUUCCUAGAUGUCCCACUCUCCUGUGUGCAUCUGUGUGGGUGUGUGUGGGUGUGCCUCUGUGUGCCUUCCCCUAUGUGCUUUCUGGUUCUUUGUGAGGUUUCCGUGAUAUCCGUCCUGUCUGUUAAAAUUGGAUCUAGGGCUGCUUUCUUGGGUGCAGUGUUUGGCUCUUGCUUCUGCCGUUGCUGCUGCUACUGCUGCUGCUUGUGGUGCUAGUGUUUGGGUCCCCGAGUGAGAGGGUCUGAGAGUUCUAACUGCCUUUUACCCUACUGAUGGACCCCUGGCCAGUCAGCAAGUUGUCGUAUACUUUUAAUAGAAAACCUGCUUAUUCCCGCACUUGACUCUGGUCCUGGUUUCUCCCCUAAGGAGAACUGUCUUCUGUUUUAAUUUACCCGGUUUUGUUACUGCUACUAAGGUGUCCUUAGAUACGGAGUUCAGGUUCACUCUGGGGAAACUGUUGGAGGGGAUUCUAAUUUACAGUCCACCCUCAACUCAUUUUUUGUGUUCUUACUGUCUCCAAAGUAUUUCUCUCAAAGGAUAUCCCUCGGAUGAGUUCCUGUAAUUGGUCCUGAAUUAAACUCCUGGCUUGGUGUGUUAGGUCAUUGGUUUCAUAACUGUGCAGGAAAACUGGGAUGGUUUUGGUGCUGCUAGGACUCUACCUUGUUCCCUCACUCAGUUCUUAGCCAGAGAUUUAAGGAUGUUAUGGCUUGGGUUUGGAACUUCUCUAGAGAGCCAUUGGUAAGAAUAAAAUGGACCUGGUGGAUGGGAAGGCACGGCCAAAGUCAAGGUGGGCAGUGAGAGUGAAGGGGAAUCCUAGAAUUGUGUGGUGCUCUUGAACAAUAAGGAUAGUUGAUUUAGUCCAUUGGGACUCUUUCUCCCAUCUUCAUCAUUGUCUUAAAGCCUUGGACAACUGCCUCCAGUGUUG